Caenorhabditis auriculariae is the source of this 3986-nucleotide messenger RNA. The record is from the annotation of a GenBank genome assembly. Lineage: Eukaryota; Metazoa; Nematoda; Chromadorea; Rhabditida; Rhabditidae.
AUGGCUAGGGCGGGCAUGUUGCGCCCUGGAGGGCCGCUCAUUUCUUCCACCUCUGGUUUCUGGCAUAUUAAAAAAUCAUUAUUUUAACACACAAACGUUUUUGUAUAGCUCACAUUUUUUUUUGGAAGAAAUGACGUCUGAAGAAAAAGGACUGGAAAACGAAGAAGUGACGCUGGAGGAAGAUGAAGAAGAGUGGACCGGCAGUGGAUUGUCCUUGUUAGAUUACGAACGCGAUGUCCUGGCCGACACUCUUCCCAACAGCGAGCUCUUCAUCGUUGCCAAGUUCAUGUCCUAGAACUUUUCUUCUCAACAUUUCAGUUUAGUGGUCUCGGCAUCGAACGGCUUUUUUUAGAGCAUCUUGUUCUCUUUUCCGACCGACGACUUCUGGCCAUCGUCCUCAAUACCAGUCAGCAUGAUGAGGUUACGCAUAAAAUACUAAUCCAAGCUGAAAGUUUUUGUUUUUCAAUACUUCAGAACUUCCUUAUAAGUAAACUGAAAGAACUCAAAGUUGGGUGCGAGCCUAAAAUCAUCAACGCAGACGUCAGUACCAAAGACAGGUUUUUUGCUUUUAACUUUAUCUAUUAGAGCUAUCUGGAAAAUCAAAAAAACUGUAUAAAUGAAAAAAUUCUAGAACAGCCAUUUACUUGGAAGGCGGUGUCCACUUCUGCUCGACACGAGUGGCGCUGGUUGAUCUUCUGCAGUCUCGGUUACCAGUAGAACGCGUUGCCGUAAUUUUUGUCUACAGAGCACACAAGUAUCGUGAAAGUCGCUCCGGAUGAAGAAAAAAACGAGUUUCAGUGUGUUGACGUCAUUCCAGGAGUCGUUUGUUUUGCGGCUAUACCGCGAAAAAAAGCGCGAUGGUUUAGUGAAGGUUUCUUUGAGAACUCUGUAAUAAUACAAGCAAACCGGCGAAUUAAUAGUCAAAAUAGCAUCGAUCAACUUUUCUUAUUUUUAGCAAUGAUUGUAAAAUAAAGCAAGUUAACCUUUUUUUUUUUGGGGGGAAAUGGAAAAGAAAAAUAGGCUUUUGAAGCAAUCCAUUCGGAUUUUUGCAUUCCAAAGGAGAAUAGAACAUUUGAGGCCUUCACGGAUCUCCCUUCUGCCGUAAGUUCUCUUGGACAGCUUCAAAGGCUUGUAGAUCGUCUCUAUGUGAAGCACGUCCAUCUCAUGCCUCGCUUUUCCGUGGCAAUCGAGGAAGAACUUUCGGCGAAUCAGGUUCUUCACGGUGGUGAUCCGGCUAGGAUGUCUCUUGCAGCUUCGCUCAGCACUGUUCUCCGUGGACGUUUCGGCUUCAAUGCGCCGUGUCCAUAGAACUCUUCUCGAUUUGAUCAAAGUUUGCGUGAAAGAUCUCCGCGCCUGUUCCACGACAGCGAGACAAGUUUUCAGAAGACGUUAUUUUUUUGUAUUGCACCACUUUUUCAGGCUCAAUCGGAGCCUCUUGAAGAGAUCACACACGUUCCAUGGGUCACGACUGCGCUUGAAAGAAAACUCCGUGAAAAAAGGUCUUUUUUUAAUUUCAGACUUACAGGGUGAGCAAUAAAUAUUGAAACGCGUUUGAAACGUUAUAACUUUCUCAAAAGUCAACCAAACACCACCAAACUUGGAGCAAAUUUUAUUCAUACAAUAUAGAAACAAAAUUCAAGAAUAGUUUUCAAAACGUCCUCCUUUAGCAUUGAUAACGGCCUUCAGUCUCUUCGGAUACGCAUCGAUCACGGCACGAAGGUAUUCGUCGUAGAUUUCGUCCCAUUUCUUGAUGAGCGCGGUCUUCAGAGCUUUGAUACUUGGGUAGUUCUUAGAAGAGACCUUCUCGGUCAGAUAUCCCUACACGGCAUAGUCCAUCGGGUUGAGGUCGGGCGAGGAAGCAGGCCAAUCAGCAGCCGAGAUGAACUCGGGAAAAUUGGCGCGAUACCACUCUUGAUUCCCUUUGACGCGAUUAGCGGGUGCGCCGUCUUGCUGGAAGGUCCAUGGUCGGUUUCCGUAGUGAGAAUUGGCCCAGGGCAAUACCCCCAACUUCAAAAUCUACUCCCUGUAGUAUACUUGGUUCACUUUGACUCCAGGAUCCACAAAAAUCAGCGGAGUUUUGCCGUCAGCGGUAAUUCCGGCAAAAACCAUCACGGAAGCCGGAUGCGAAGUUUUAUUCAGAAUUUUUUCUUUUUCACAGGCACUCUGAUAGUCAGUAGCGAUGAUCCGAUGAUUUUGGCCGUCCUUGUUCGCCUCUACAGUGAAGAUUUUCUCGUCGGUAAAUAGCGUCGUCAGAUGCGAGCCAUCUUUCGUGCCAGCGAGCAGCUUUCGAGCCUUUUUCAUCCGCAAUGUCUUGUUUUUUUUUUUUUGAUUGACGAAGGCUCCUUUCUGCAUACGGUAGGGAAUCGUUUUCAGCUUGUCCUUGACAAUAGUUUUCAUCGAUCCUUGACUCAUUUCGUUUUCUUUUGCCAUCUUUCUCAUGCUUCUUUCCGGAGUGCGUCUGAUUUUCUCUCGAACGGCUUUGACUGCUUCUGGAGUCGUGACGGUGACUGGACGUCACCUUCUUUGCAUGUCAUCUGAAGUACCGAGAUGCCGAUAGCGCUGUGCAGUUCGAAAAACAAGAACACGAGCCACUUUCAGCUUUUUAACGAUCUCUGAAUUCGUCAUUCAGCUUUUGAUACAUUCAAUGAUUGCGGUACGGUACGGAGAUGGGGCCACCAUUACCUGAAAACUGAAAAGUAUGAGCUGUAACUUCAAAAACAUGAUAAGUGAGCAUGAAUGAACGAAAUAAACAAAAAAGUUCAAAGGCCAGUCCUUUGUGCAAAAAGCAGCGAUCAAACAAAAAACGGUUUCAAUAUUUAUUGCUCACCCUGUAGAGUCAAUGAGAGAAAUCUCAGAAGUUUUCUGACUGACAAACAGUCGCGAUUGUUGCAUGAUACCUCUGUUCUGCGAGACCUUCUCCAAAUGGCGGAAAACUUGGACGCGGCGACUCUUCUAUCGAAGCUUUUGCAAAUGAAAGGGGACAAACAGGUCUCGAGUUCUGAGUAAGCCAAAAUAUGGGGGGAAAUUUAAGACGGUCGAGGAAAGCAGCGGCUGGCUGAUGACCCCGACCGCGGCUCGGAUGAUAGAAGAUCUUCACGAACUAUGCGGCGGAUUUACUGCUGGUAAAGCGACGUCGACGUUCACCAAGUUCAUUAGUUUGUUUCAUGAAGGAACUUUCAAAUUUCAUGAGUUUUCCAGCGCCAGCAAAAUGGGAUGUUUUAGCGGAGAUCCUCAGUGAGGUCAAACAGAUUCCAGUGCACCAAAAAGAACUCCCCGAACACGGUUACUUUGUCUCAGUUUCCGGAGAAGUUCAAGCGUUUCAGGUCCCUCGGUACUUAUCAUCGCGAAUACAGAAGAAGUGUGUCGACAACUGUUUGACGUCAUCCGACACGGCGUGCAAAAGGCUAAAUUUCUGUGUUGGCGCCAACUCGGCCGUUCAUCUGGCUCAAUGCCCGCCGACGAGCCUUUGUGGAGACAAGAAAAUGUGUCUGUACUCGUCAGAGCUCAGCUCGGCCUUGUAAGCUUCUCUUUCAAUUUAGUCAAAAUAGUUGAUGAGAUUUCAAAAAUUUAGAAGCCGGAGACAAGAAAUGAGCUUGUUGCUGACGUCCAGAAGACCCAAAAAAACGUUGCCAGGGCCACUCAGAAAAAAAGAAAGGUAAGAAAAUAAAAGUGUCCCGUAAAUUUUGAAGAUUCAGGCAGUUGAAGAUUUGAAAGGGACCGAUUCCAGGAUCCAAACGACGAUCGUCCAGUUCGGCAUUUUGCAUUAUAAACGACGAAAAACUGAAACGGUUAGUUUUUUGUUUUGUGUUCAAGAGCUCAGGUCAGCUUUCAUUCAAAUCAUUAGCCUUACUGAAAAAAAAACAACUUUAAUGAAACGGGACAACAUUGGUUUGCAUUUCUGUUAGAGACCAGGAAAUAACUUUGUGGAAUUUAAAAAUAUUUGAAAGAUGGGAUUUGUCAAGAAGAUCUCUGAAGUGUCAAUGUAG